GCAGCGACUGGGUAAGGCCAAAUGUAACCAGGAAAGGAUCCUGGGUGAUGGUCGUGUUUGUUUCUUGUGAAUUCAGUCUAGCGGCUUACUUGAGUUGAUGAUGCCAGGAAACAUGUCAACAGUUAGAUUUGCUUGUGUCUGGGGCACACUUGGAGAUAUCGCCAUAGUGUGUAUAAUUGGCAUUAUAUCUGGUCUGUUGAGGCAUAUGGUCACACCCUUUCACCGAGGAUUUUUCCAGAAUGAUGAAAGUCUUAUGCAUCCAUACAGGGACUCAACAGUUACAUCAGCUGUCAUGUACUCUGUUGGAUUUACAGUUCCCUCCCUUGCUAUACUACUUUUAGAAGGAGGCUGGGUUUUCACUGUGGUGGCACGCAACAGUAAUUAUGAACUGGCAUCAGUCAAAUCAAAGAAGAGUUUGAUUUACUUCUGGUUAUGGCGGGUACUCAGAGUCUGUAUUAUCUUUUACUUCGGUGUUGUUGUUACCCAUCUGGCCACAAACAUUGGCAAGUAUUCCAUAGGCAGGCUUCGUCCACAUUUCUUUGAUGUAUGCAAGCCAGACUGGAGUAAGUUGAAUGGUACAGGUGCUGGAUCAUUUUACAGACCAUUCCCAUACAUAGAAGAAGACAUUUGUACUGGUCAGGACUCUGCUCUUAUUACAGAGGCAAGGGUGUCUUUUCCCUCAGGACAUUCUUCCAAUUCCGUGUACUGUAUGGUGUUUCUGGUGAUCUAUAUGCAAAGGCGUCUUCUGUGGGAGGGGAUGCUGCUGAUCAAGCCUUUUCUGCAGACUGUCUUCCUGUUAUUGGCCAUCUACACAUGCUUGUCUCGAGUUUCGGACUACAAGCAUCAUCCAACUGAUGUUCUAGCUGGUGGACUCCUGGGACUCAUCGUUGCUGUUCUGGUGCUCUAUAGUAUGAAGGAAAAGGUCUUUCCCACAGAGCAGAUGCUUAUGAAAGACUCUGACAGCCGUAUGCUUCUCAUGGAAGCUCUGAGUGGCCAUCAUGUGAAUGAGGCUAAGUCAUAUGGAUCGUGUGAAAGCACCCCAUGAUGAUGUUACGCCAGAAAGCACUGUACAUUGACUUGAAGAGUUUGUUACGUAAUGCUGAAGGACGAAGAGUACGUUUUGCAGUUUUGCAUUUUUUUCGAUUGGUAUCUGUGACAUUGCACUUGUGCACGUUCAAUGGUUAAGAAAUGUUUUUUUUAACUUCUUAUAAAAGUGUUUGUGGCAACUCUCA
Messenger RNA from Pomacea canaliculata, 1232 nucleotides. RefSeq names its product phospholipid phosphatase 1-like. Gene Ontology annotation, molecular function: phosphatidate phosphatase activity. Lineage: Eukaryota; Metazoa; Mollusca; Gastropoda; Architaenioglossa; Ampullariidae. Gene Ontology annotation, biological process: signal transduction; phospholipid dephosphorylation; phospholipid metabolic process. The transcript has 8 exons. The record is from RefSeq and is a predicted model, not a curated record. The coding region runs from base 98 to 1045 and encodes 315 amino acids.